Helicoverpa zea (corn earworm) is the source of this 1144-nucleotide messenger RNA. RefSeq names its product adenine phosphoribosyltransferase-like. Lineage: Eukaryota; Metazoa; Arthropoda; Insecta; Lepidoptera; Noctuidae. The transcript has 4 exons. Bases 182 to 733 code for a protein of 183 amino acids. Gene Ontology annotation, biological process: AMP salvage; adenine salvage. The record is from RefSeq and is a predicted model, not a curated record. Gene Ontology annotation, cellular component: cytoplasm. Gene Ontology annotation, molecular function: adenine phosphoribosyltransferase activity; adenine binding; AMP binding.
AUUGAUAGAUAAGAAUAAAAGACUUGAAUGAACGUCAAACUAAUCACCGUCAAUCAAAAUCAAUCAAACUUUAUUGAAUUGAAAUCCGCAAUAUCCCAAAUCGGCAUACAAUUGGGAAGAUAAACUGUGACAGAAAAUACUUUGAACAUAACCUAUAAAUCAGAAUAAAGAACCUAAAACUAUGGACGGAGACUACGAUAAGAAAAUAUUAGAAUUGAAAAGUAAAAUCAAGAGCUACCCUGACUUUCCUAAACCAGGAAUUUUAUUUUGGGACAUAUUCUCAGCAAUCUCCGACGGGCCCACAUCCAAGUUACUGCAGAGUCUACUAGUACAAACUAUUAAGGCCAAGUUCCCAGAUGUCGAGGCUGUGAUAGGCUUGGAGUCCCGAGGGUUUCUCUUCUCGUUCUCCGUAGCUGCAGAGCUGAGCAUCGGCUGUUUACCUGUGAGGAAGAAGGGGAAACUACCUGGGGAGGUCGUGUCUUAUAAGUACGAGUUGGAGUAUGGUACGGACAUACUAGAAAUCCAAAAAGGCACAAUUCGGAAAGGCCUCAAAUGCCUCAUUAUAGAUGACUUGAUAGCUACUGGUGGUUCUAUAACAGCCGCCACGAAGUUGCUUCAGUCUUGCGGUGCUGAUGUCAUCGGCUGUCUCGCUGUCAUCGAGCUGACUUCACUCAAGGGCCGCCAGAACAUUCCAGAAGGGAUACCGGUACAUUCCUUGAUACAAUACGAGUAGGUAGAUGAUUUUGUGUAGGCGCAAGGGACAAUGUUCUGCUGUCUAAGUACCGACAAACAUAAACGACAUUUUUCUUAAAACGACUGGUUACUACUUAUGCAUUUUAAUGUUCAAUUUUGAAAAUAAAUAGUUGUUUAAAAAAAAGCGGACAUUUUAUGAUGUCGGUGAUUUUAGGCCUAAGAAGCUUUUAAGGCUCAGUGUAAUUGAGAUUUUUGCGUUAAUUUUGAUACAGAUUAUUGCAAGAAUUAAUUAUAGGCACUACUUGAACUUUUUGAAGAUAUUUAGCAACACAUCCUACACUUCAGUUUAAUAUUUUAUGUACAAAUUCAUUGUAUUUUGAUGUCUUUUUGACACAGAGCCUUUUGAAAUAUACCUUUGCGCCGAUAUUUUAGAUAAAUCUGAGUUCAGGUA